AUGUCCUCAUUAACCCCAUUAUUAAAUUCUGAAAAAGAUUACGAUGUUGAUAAUAUAAAUGGAACUGAUUAUAACGACAACAGUUUAAAUAACAAUGAUGGAAGUGAAAAAUAUAUAACAUUCGUGCCUCAUAGUGGAUUCCAUAAUCAAAGAAUAGGAUUAGAAAAUGCAAUAUUUAUUGCUUGGUUCCUAAAUAGAACAUUGAUU
Entrophospora candida is the source of this 207-nucleotide messenger RNA. The record is from the annotation of a GenBank genome assembly. NCBI's taxonomy places the organism in Eukaryota, Fungi, Glomeromycota, Glomeromycetes, Entrophosporales, Entrophosporaceae.